UUAUGGGCUGCGGGCAUCUGUUUUUGGUAAUGGAGGGAGCUGCAGUUUUCGCUAUUAUUCAUCUGUUUUCCUAUCCAAAGGCGAUUCAGAGACUGACAGAUAAUCGAAUUUCCAAUGUACCUCAUUUCAGAUUAAUUACGGUUUAGUUUUGCAUUAUGCUUUCCUAAAAUCACUAAGUAACUAAGCAGAGCAUGUUUUGUAGAAUUCGAAUUGUUCCUCACGUUCAGUAUAUGCUAUGCAUGUUUAUGUGCGAACUUUAAUAAUAUAUUUCUUUCACACAGACUAUGCCAAGUCCUGCGCCGCGAAUGCAGCCUCGGACGUCCAACAACGGCUCCAAGACAACCGAAACCGGGCAGACAGUUACAGGUUCUCCAGAUGUUAGCAGCUCUCAGGUUCGCAAGCUACGUUCCAGUUCUUGCAGCGGAAGCAUUUCUCCCAAGCCUUCAGAUGAUUUAGUUGCAAGAUUAAAUGGUGGAAUAUCAAGCCCUCACAAUUCAAGUGUCUCUUCUGAUGUCGUCGCCACUACUGUGAGUUCGCCUCAGACACCGAGUACACCCCGAGAUAAACAGGCAGGUGACUCAUCAGAUACACAGAGCGAAGCGGAAAGCAUAAAGUCUGUCCGACUCCGAAGGAAGCUACCAAAUCUUCCGCAAGACCAAGUUUCCUCUCCGAGUCCAACUAGGAAAACUCAAGAAAGAAAUAAGAAUGGUGUGUCUGAAUCUCACGAUCUUUCGACUGACAUUGAGAUGCCUUCCCCAGCAGUUGCUAUGACGGUAACAACAACAGUAGUUACGACAAUUGAAAGUUCAAGACAGUAUUCUCCCGCGCAUACCUUGGGUGCUCCCUCGCCGACACCUGGUGGUGAUAACCUUUCUCCUUUGCUGGGCAGGCGAGCAGAGAUGUCUAGAACUCCUAGCCCAGGUGGGGAAGCAUCAGGUACUAAACUACCUCAAUAUAUGCAAAACCUUAAGCAACAACUCAGGGACGAAUUAAAAGCUGUGACAGAAGAUAGAAAAGUGAUGUUGGAACAAAGAGGAAAGGAAAGAGGGGAAGGAGAAAGCGUGCAUACGCGUCUAACCCCAACAUCAACUCAGCCACAAACAAAUGAAAGGAGAGAAGAAACUAGGUUAGCUAUCACAUGUCAGGCAAGUUCGCCUCAUAAAACACAGAUAGCAGAUCAGCAAGGCCAAAUUCGUAAUGACUCUUUGUAUCAGCAAAUGCAGUCACCUGCCCAUUCCCCUUAUCAAACACAGCCCAAAUCGUCGGCAUCCCAAUUACAAACAUAUAUACUUUCUCCGUACCGUACUCAACCACAGAUACAAUCUCCCUACCAAAGUCAAGAACAGUUGCAUCAGUAUCCCCAAACGUCUUACCAGGCGCAGAGUUAUGCUCAGCACGUGAGCCAAGAACAGGCACUGUAUUCUGGGCGUAAUACACCUCAGCCGACUGGUGUGAGGACUUCUUUACCUGAUGCCGUUCCCUCCUAUGCACUGACGCAUCGUUCUUCCGAUGAUGAUAUUACGAUAAUGACAACUGCCACUACGACUGUUGUAUCGGCCUCUGAACAAUGGCAUGAUGGUAAACGGCAUCGUGUACCACCCACGACGACAGUUGCCCCUUCUUCGGCUUUAGUUGGGACCAGCAUAGAAUCACUGCGCCGACUUCAAUCUAAAAUGGCAACCCAGCCAUCUCCAAAGAAAGGCAGGAGAAGACACACAAGCGAAAUCACAGUGCCACCUUUCCCACAAAUGGAGUCUCAUGAGAUGGCUCACACCUUGCACCAUCCUCCUAUGCGGCAGCAGCCUGCCCAAUACAUCCAGUAUUAUACGCAGGUUCAAGCUCAGCAAGCUGGUUACCGAACAAUGGAGUUCAAAUCCGUUGACAGCCAUGUAAGGGCGGCUGAUAUAUUAAGGGCCAGCGGUCAUCGUUAUGGAGGCAGCCUGGGCAGUGGCCUUGGAUCUACUGAGGCCCUUUACCAGGGUAGGAGAGUUUUGAAUAACAAAAUCCAAGACUAUCUUGCUGACAACAGGAUCAUGGAACAGCAGCAGAGACUUGUUGGUCCAGACGCUUAUUUCCAGACUCUGAAUAAUGAGAUCAACAGAUUGCGUCGUUCUUCAGGAAACUUACAUAGGGAGUCAAAUGACAGCCCGUGGAGGUCCCUUGUUCCCGCUCCAAGGACGACUUUACAUCGCCACAAGUGUUUGGCUGAAUUUCAAGCACGAGUCGUGCAUUUAGUAUGUUCUAGUUCUGGUUUAAAACUUAAGACUUUGCAGUUCUGUUCCGAGGAAGCUGUAAUUCGCUUCAAGUCUGAAGUGUUACUUAGCAGGUUUUUUUCUCAAAUGUCUAAUUUCUUCAGGAAAGAAAAAAAAUCUCGAAAACCACGUUCUUGGCAUCCAUCGCCGUAUGUUUCUGAGGACGAAGAUGAUCAGUUAACUCGAGAAGAGAAAAAGGCGAAGAUCAAAGCGGAAAUUGCUCGUCGCAGGCAACAAAUCGAGGAGAAUAUGAGAUUGCACGAUGAGCUUUGUAAACUGGCUGAACGCCGGGAUAGGAUGGAAGCAGGUCGGGGUAGCAUUGUCCCUUCGCCAACGAGCUCGGUUUCUUACCGCACCUCUGAACAGACACUGGUUGCCCCAACUCGUACAUCUGACGGAGAUGAUACCAGUAGUGUCCUGAAGGCCAUCGAUGAAAUACUGCGCAAGGAUUUAUACAGCGGACCCUUGUCUCGUUCUUCCUGGGCCUCCUACAGCAAUUUAGACCCGAGAACGAGCUACCAAGGAUCUUAUGUAACCUCGAGAAACAGGAUGGAGUAUAGCGAUGUGCGAGCGGGGGAUUCGUGGUACGGGGAGGAACAGCAGGCCAACAGCGGAUAUUUUCAGGAGUCUGCUGCCCCAGAUCCAGAAACAGCCAUGGACGAGAGUAUCGCUCGGAUAGCCUCCACAUUCCCGACGGACGAACCACCGGACAUCCUUCUCUCCGCCACCCCUGGCCAUUUUUCCCCGGAAACCGAGGUGACGCCAGCUAUGCCUCUACUGCCGGACAUGCCCACACGAUCCCGGAAGUUACUCGAGAAUCUGGGAAGUUCUCCUAUACAAGCCAACAGGAGCGGCUCCACUCAGUCUCUUUAUCAAGACCAUCAUCAUACGGAGGAAGAUAACAAUGAAGACGAUUCCCUGGGUCACCGGAUGCAGGAACCUUCCUCUUUAUUGAGAUCACAGCGGAAGACAACUCGCACUCCCAUUUCCAAGACCACUCAGAAAUAUGAUUUUCCUGUUAAGAGGAUACUCCUCACCAGGGACCCCAAGGAUCGUUCCGUCAGUGGAAACGGUUUGGGCAUGAAAGUUGUUGGCGGCAAAGAAGUGCCUGGGUCCAAUGGUAUGAUAGGAGCUUACGUCGCAAAGAUCUUUCCUGGAGGCGUAGUUGAAACCCUCGGAGAAGUGAAAGAAGGGGACCAAGUACUAGAGUGGAAUGGCGUCCCUCUGACAGGACGAACAUAUGAAGAAGUGCAAAGGAUCAUAGCAUCUUCUGCAGAUGAAGUCGAAAUAGUCAUUCGAUGUGAUCUAAAUAUGCUGGAGACUAUGAAUCGACAGAGAAGGAGUAGUCCUGGCAUGGGAACAAGUGGUGGCCCAAGAGGGGGUGGUCUUGAACCUCCUGAUACACCCGGAAGUGGGGGAGGCUUGGGAAGAGAUUCGUCUCCUGCCCACAGUCCUUACUCUCCUGCGGGAUCCAGAGGUCAGAGUCCAGCCCUAACAAAACGUGGAAUGGGAGGCGGUGGGGGAGGUUUUGGAGGUAACAUGGUGGGUGGUAUGGUGCAGAACACUCUCAUCACAAGCCAGGCAUCAUCUUAUGAAAAUCUGCAGUCUCCGGAUUCACGCAGAAUGGAUUUUGGCAAUCCCUAUAGGAGAGGAGGUUUUCUUAACGGAGUUUCCUCCUCUCGCAGUAUCGUGAGCGUCUUUGCCCCAGGUGGCCUCAACUCAGAGUGGCCAGACUUAUAUGAUCCUGCAUUUUAUCCUUCUCCUCACUCACCGGAUGAAUGGAUGGAUGAAGGCCUUCAGAGUCGAUGGCGGCAGGAAAACACUAAUGUUGAAGAAAUGCAGUUCCGAGUUUGCUGUGGCCCGAGGACGGCCAUAGUGUACGUACCGAUCAUCCCCGUUAGGCCAAUGGUAAAAGGUAGCACUCCGGCCAUCCUGAGUCGAAACCAUUUUGCAAGGAGGAGUGUAGAUCAGUUGGAUGAAUACCAACCUUUACUUAAAAACGGUCUAAGGACGGAUGAGAGAGCGUUGGGUUUUUGUGACCUGCUCAGGUCGCGCAGUUCUCUUGGAAAAGUGAGCCUUUAUCUGAACAGCAUCAAAGAAAAAGCCGAGUUGUAUGACUUGCAGAAAAAGAACGGCGUGUGCCGCGUGACGGAAGAAGAACCCCGUGAAAGACCCCGUGCCCCUUCGGACCUACCAGGACUGAGACCCGUCUUUGUGAACGACUGGAAACGACCCAAAAAAGCAAAAAACGAAGAGAAUGAUGAUAACAACAACAGUAAGAGUAAUAGUAAUCAGAAUGGUGGUGUAGAGAAGCAAAGAAAAAUGCAUGUGGGAUCCAGUCCCGAAGCUACUCCCUAUAAUAUCCUUCCCAAAGGAUGCAGGGGAUCCUUCUGCGUCAUCCUCUAACACCCUACAGCAUCCCUCUAAUCCUACUGACGUGCUUGGAUCUGCCACUUUUCCUGCAAUCCCGCCGUCUGCGUGCCUACGUCGUCAGGAUGUGUACAUAGGACAGCAGCUCCCUUCGCUUAACGUAGGUCGUGCGGACCUCUCUAGCCACACUCAGUUCCUGUACAGAAAACACCAAUAGUGCGUUGUCAUCAUUGUAGCAACCCCAUGAAACCGAGAGACAUUCUGUCGACGUGUGGUUCCAUGCCAGUCAGGCUCCGUUUUCGUUCAUAUGAGCAGCAUAUUGUGGUAUAACAUAUCAUGAUAAGAAUCACAGGUCGCACAUUACAGAAAGCUCGUUAAGGGUGGGGGUAUUGGGCAAACUGUUAUUAUCCGCAACCGGAGGGACAUAUUAACCUCUUCUCCCACUUCUUUUACCUAUAAGAUUCUUCGCCUCUUCUUCCUCUUUAACAUCUUUACGUGAGCACAAAAGUUUAUGGAUUUAAGAAACCUUCAAGUACAAAUUAUAGAAAAUUAAUUGUACAAAAUGGUACAGUAUUACUACAUUAUUCAAAGAAGAAAUGAUAUGCACAAAAUUUUUUUCUUGCCUUAUAGGCCGUUAAACGGCUAAUGUUAAAAUUAGCUUUGUCUGAGUUCUAAAGAAUUGUGCAGUCGCGGCUGAGAAUAGGUUAAGAAUUGUUGUAAGAGCAGAUCUUUCGUAAAUGGAUAUGACAGAGAAAUUGGAAAAAAAAGCACAAAAUUGAUUUUAGAAAUAAGUUUACUAUCAAUUUGAUCUCCUUUAUCGUCAAUUAGCCUAGAAAGGACAUAUUCCUACUUAUUCUUCACUGUCCUAAGAAAAUCGUUAAUUUUGUGCUCAUUUCAAUUACAGAAUUAUUGAAUAAGAAUAGAAAUUUCAUGAUUUCGAAAACAUAAUUUCUUUUAUCAAAGAAAGGCGAUAAAACGUAAUUAGUAACUUUGCAUAAUUAAAUUUUAAGUAUCAUCAAAUGACACUUAAUUGUGGGUUUGAAACUAUUCGUUUAAAAGUCAGUUACUGUUUGCAAAAAAAAAAAAAAAAAAAAAA
Stegodyphus dumicola is the source of this 5718-nucleotide messenger RNA. RefSeq lists its product as uncharacterized. Gene Ontology annotation, molecular function: structural constituent of presynaptic active zone; protein binding; zinc ion binding. Gene Ontology annotation, biological process: protein localization to synapse; presynaptic active zone assembly. Gene Ontology annotation, cellular component: cytoskeleton of presynaptic active zone; GABA-ergic synapse; glutamatergic synapse. Lineage: Eukaryota; Metazoa; Arthropoda; Arachnida; Araneae; Eresidae. The record is from RefSeq and is a predicted model, not a curated record.